AUGUCGAUACAAAAACAAGACUUGAUAACGAUAAAAAUUAUCUAUCUAUCUAUCUAUCUAUCUAUCUAUUUAUGUCAAUUUUUUCCUCUGCAUUUUCACUUUCUAUCUAUCUGUAUUUCAUUAUGCUAUGCUAUCUAUCUAUCUAUCUAUCUAUCUAUCUAUCUAUCUAUCUAUCUAUAUAUGUCAAUCUUUUCCUUUCUCAAACACUCACUCACUAAAUAUCUUCAGUUUCUAUCUAUCUAUCUAUCUAUCUAUCUAUCUAUCUAUCUAUCUAUGUCAAUCUUUUUCUCUCUCUUGGCAUGUAUAUAUCUAUUCUCUUUCUCUCUAUCAAUGCAUCUUCAGUUUCUAUCUAUCUGUCUAUGUCAUCUAUCUAUCUAUCUAUCUAUCUAUCUAUCUAUCUAUCUAAACAUCGUCAGUUUCUCUAAAACUCUUUCAUCUAUCUAUCUAUCUAUCUAUCUAUCUAUCUAUAUAUGUCAAUCUUUUCCUUUCUCAAACACUCACUCACUAAAUAUCUUCAGUUUCUAUCUAUCUAUCUAUCUAUCUAUCUAUCUAUCUAUCUAUGUCAAUCUUUUUCUCUCUCUUGGCAUGUAUAUAUCUAUUCUCUUUCUCUCUAUCAAUGCAUCUUCAGUUUCUAUCUAUCUGUCUAUGUCAUCUAUCUAUCUAUCUAUCUAUCUAUCUAUCUAUCUAAACAUCGUCAGUUUCUCUAAAACUCUUUCAUCUAUCUAUCUAUCUAUCUAUCUAUCUAUCUAUCUAUCUAUCUAUCUAUCUAUCUAUCAAUUUCAUUUCUCUAAAACUCUUUCAUCUAUCUAUCUAUCUAUCUAUCUAUCUAUCUAUCUAUCUAUCUAUCUAUCAAUUUCAGUAUGUUUCUAUCUAUCGUCAGUUUCUCUAAAACUCUAUCUCUAUCUAUCUAUCUAUCUAUCUAUCUAUCUAUCUAUCUAUCUAUCUAUCUUUCAUUUAUCUAUCUAUCUAUCAAUUUCAGUUUGUUAUCUAUCUAUCUAUCUAUCUAUCUAUCUAUCUAUCUAUCUAUCUAUCUAUCUAAACAUCUUUGUUAUCUAUCUAUCUAUCUAUCUAUCUAUCUAUCUAAACAUCGUCAGUUACUCUAAAACUCUUUCAUCUAUCUAUCUAUCUAUCUAUCUAUCUAUCUAUCUAUCUAUCUAUCAAUUUCAGUAUGUUAUCUAUCUAUCUAUCUAUCUAUCGUCAGUUUCUCUAAAACUCUAUCUAUCUAUCUACCUAUCUAUCUAUCUAUCUAUCUAUCUAUCGUCAGUUUCUCUAAAACUCUAUCUAUCUAUCUAUCUAUCUAUCUAUCUAUCUAUCUAUCUAUGUCUAUCACACUCUCUCACUAUUUAUCUAAGCAGCUUCAGUUUCUUUUUCUUUCUUUCUUUCUUUCUUUCUUUCUUUCUUUCUUUCUUUCUUUCUCCAAUGUCUCUCUAUUUCUCUUUCUCUCAGUCUCUCUAUCUAUGUUCAGUUUCUCUUUGUGUCUCUGCCUAUCUAUCUAUCUAUCUAUCUAUCUAUCUAUCUAUCUAUCUAUCUAUCUAUCUAUCUAUCUAUCUCACCGACUUUACUAUCUACCUUUCUAUUCGUUUCCCUUCCUAUGUAUCGAUUGUAAUUAUAUACGGUAUUUUGACUUCUAGUCUAUGUCCUGAGACUCCGAGGCAGACUAGCCUCUUGUUCUUCAAGAAUAAUAACCAUUCCAGAUUUGCUCAUAAGUCUUCUCUUUAUCGUCAUUUUUCAUCCUCAUAA
Molecule: messenger RNA, 1740 nt
Organism: Acanthosepion pharaonis
Lineage: Eukaryota; Metazoa; Mollusca; Cephalopoda; Sepiida; Sepiidae
Source: the annotation of a GenBank genome assembly